AUGGAACGGGAGGUGGCCCAUGCACACGAGCUCUUGGAUCUGGCCAAAACGCGAAAAUGUCAUGAGGCGAUGUUUUACUUAGGAACAGCGCAGAUUAAAGAACUUCCAUCGUUUUUUGGCCUUCCGGAGGCUACUGGGGGUGUUGGCCGGCGCGAAAUAGCGGCAGUAACCGAACAGAGGCUGAAGACGAGCCCGCAGGCGACACUUGGCGCGACGGGCGAAGCCACUGCGGCCGCAGACUUCGACAGCGAAGGGCCUGCGCGAGCGGCAAGCGGCGUGAACGCCGCGCACGAGGACAGCGCCCGGCAGAUGGCCAAGGGCGCCGGGAAGCAUUUAAGGGACAGCGCCCGGCAGAUGGCCAAGGGCGCCGAGAAGCAUUUAAGGCCGGGCUACUGCGACAGCGCCCGGCAGAUGGCUAAGGGCGCCGGGAAGCAUUUAAGGGAAAGCGCCCGGCAGAUGGCCAAGGGCGCCGGAAAGCAUUUAAGGGACAGCGCACGGCAGAUGGCCAAGGGCGCCGGGAAGCAUUUAAGGGACAGCGCCCGGCAGAUGGCCAAGGGCGCCGAGAAGCAUUUAAGGGACAGCGCCCGGCAGAUGGCCAAGGGCGCCGAGAAGCAUUUAAGGGACAGCGCCCGGCAGAUGGCCAAGGGCGCCGGGAAGCAUUUAAGGGACAGCGCGCGGCAGAUUGCCAAGGGCGCCGGGAAGCAUUUAAGGGAAAGCGCCCGGCAGAUGGCCAAGGGCGCCGGGAAGCAUUUAAGGCCAAAGCUACGGAAGGCUGCCAAAAGCGCCGGCAAGGGCGCUGCGGAGCGUUUGUACGAAAGAGAGGAGCAUCUGCCGGGCCAAGGGCGCUGCGGAGCCUUUGAAGCCAAGGCUACUGCCUCACGUUGCUUUCUGAAGCCAGUAGAAAAUCUCCGGGACAGCGCCUGGCAGAUGGCCAAGGGCGCCGAGAAGCAUUUAAGGACAGCGCCCGGCAGAUGGGCGCCGGGAAGCAUUGAAAGCCAGGCUACUGCCUCACGUUGCUUUCUGAAGCCUGUAGAAAAUUUCAAGGAAAGCGCCCGGCAGAUGGCCAAGGGCGCCGGGAAGCAUUUAAGGAAGCGCCCGGCAGAUGGCGAAAGGCGCGCGGAGGAGCCGGAAGGCGGCCAAAAGCGCCGGCAAAGGGACAGCGCCCGGCAGAUGGCCAAGGGCGCCGAGAAGCAUUUAAGGCCAGGCUACAGCGCCGGAAAAGCAUUUAAGGAGAGAAGCAUCUGCCGGGCCAAGGGCGCUGCAGAGCCUUUGAAGCCAAGCCUGGGCCAAGGCCCGGCACAUGCCUAUACAAGCAAGUCGCACGAAGACCUGACGAAGGAUUCCGAGGUGCGCACCAUGUUGCGAUGUCAUGCUGAGGCGGACGUGCAAGAUGUGCCUUUGCUCUUUUUACGCCAGCCCAGUGGUUUUUCAGUGGCAACGUUGAGAUUAUCAUUGCUGUUUGCCGAGCUGCUGGGUGCUGCAAAGGUUGCGGCGCCGUGUGGGGAAGGUGGAAGGUCAAAUUUUCAUCGUGCCAACAUUGGUGCUGCGCGAGAAUUUCGGAGCAUUCGUGGUCGCACGGAAUGCUAUGCCAAGGGCCCCAUUGUUCGGAUAGCAUGGGCGCGGAUGUUUGUUGCCUGCUUGACCCGAGCAAAGGUUGCGGCACCCUGUCGGGAAGUUUGUAGGUCGAAUUUUCAUCGUGCCAACAUUGGUGCUGCGCGAGAAUUUCGGAGCAUUCGUGGUCGCACGGAAUGCUAUGCCAAGGGCCCCAUUGUUCGGAUAGCAUGGGCGCGGAUGUUUGCGGACGUGCAAGAUGUGCCUUUGCUCUUUUUUACGCUGGGGCCCAGCUUGCAAGAUGGUUGCCUCAUGCGACAGCUUGAGUUUCGGCGGUUGCGGCACCGUGUGGCGAAGGUGGUAGGUCGAAUUUUCAUCGCGCCAACACUGGUGCUGCGCGAGAAUUUCGGAGCAUUCGUGGUCGCAUGGAAUGCUGACUGCUCUGAUCUGCUCCGGCUGGCCAUGAAGAAUCCAUUUGAGCAGGGCUAUGCAAAGCCAACAGCCUUGAAAUUCUGUGUGUUUGCAUGCCGACACCAUGCGAUGGCUGAUAUUCCGAAAAUGCCAAUUGAUGAAGAUUCCGAAAUUGAGGCUGCCUGCUUGACCCGAGCAAAGGUUGCGGCACCCUGUCGGGAAGGUUGUAGGUCGAAUUUUCAUCGCGCCAAAAUUGGUGUUGCGCGAGAAUUUCGGAGCAUUCGUGGUCGCACGGAAUGCUAUGCCAAGGGCCCCAUUGUUCGGAUGGCAUGGGACUGCUCUGAUCUGCUCCGGCUGGCCAUGAAGAAUCCAUUUGAGCAGGGCUAUGCAAAGCCAACAGCCUUCAAGUUCUGUGCGUUUGCAUGCCAAUUUCGGAGCAUUCGUGGUCGCACGGAAUGCUAUGCCAAGGGCCCCAUUGUUCGGAUAACACGGGACUGCUCUGAUCUGCUCCGGCUGGCCAUGAAGGAUCCAUUUGAGCAGGGCUAUGCAAAGCCAACAGCCUUGAAAUUCUGUGUGUUUGCAUGCCGAAUCGUCUUGAACGGACAGCAACACGCCCCAGACAUUCUGCGUUUCAUGUUUGAGCGGGGCAUUCCUUUGUCGAUCUAUUGUGACGUCAGUGCUGCUUGUGGCAUUUACGUUUCCUUUGAGAUCUGA
Molecule: messenger RNA, 2676 nt
Organism: Cladocopium goreaui
Lineage: Eukaryota; Dinophyceae; Suessiales; Symbiodiniaceae
Source: the annotation of a GenBank genome assembly